Messenger RNA from Ailuropoda melanoleuca (giant panda), 1067 nucleotides. RefSeq names its product notochord homeobox (gene NOTO). The record is from RefSeq and is a predicted model, not a curated record. Gene Ontology annotation, biological process: neuron differentiation; regulation of transcription by RNA polymerase II; central nervous system development. The transcript has 3 exons. Gene Ontology annotation, cellular component: nucleus. The coding region runs from base 1 to 750 and encodes 249 amino acids. Lineage: Eukaryota; Metazoa; Chordata; Mammalia; Carnivora; Ursidae. Gene Ontology annotation, molecular function: RNA polymerase II cis-regulatory region sequence-specific DNA binding; DNA-binding transcription factor activity, RNA polymerase II-specific.
AUGCCCAGCCCGGUGCCGCGAGGCCGCCGGCCGCCCACUCCCCCCGACGCUCCGGACCAGCCCCCGCGCUCAGGCGGCUCCCCCGCGCCCCAGCACCGCCCGGCCGGGCCAGGCACACCCCGCACUCCCGGACGCCUCGACUCAUCCUUCUCCGUCGAGGCCAUCCUGGCCAGGCCCGCCCGCCGCGCGCCCGCGCCCACCCCACUGGCUGUGUCCGCCCGCGCCGCCGCGAGGCUCGGCUCGGCUCCCUCCGGGUUUCCCACGACGUGGCUGCCAGCCUACCUGGGCGUGGGUCUCCUCCAGCCGUGCCCCCAGCCGCCCGGGCCGGGGCUCCGCGUGGCUCACUUCUGCGGCCUCCAGGGCCUCGGCGUCACAGGCUUAGAGCUGGCUCACUGCUCAGGCCUCUGGGGCACCCCAGACUGGGCUCCAGCAGAGGAACUUCAGGACACUGAGAGACCCCAAAAGAGGGUUCGGACUAUGUUUAACUUGAAGCAGCUGGAAGAGUUGGAGAACGUGUUUACAAAGCAGCACAAUCUUGUGGGGAAGAAGAGAGCUCAGCUGGCUGCCCAGCUCAACCUUACGGAGAAUCAGGUGAGGGUUUGGUUCCAAAACCGCAGGGUCAAGUAUCAGAAGCAGCAAAGGCUGAAGCUGCCAGCUAUGUCUGCUGUGGCUGCCUCCCAGGAUGAGCCCUCCAGCAGCUCUGACAACAGCGUCCAGAGAGAAGACACUGAGUCAGGAGCGGACAGCUGAGGACUGGGACAGAGACUCAACCAAGGCUGUCUGGGCUAGUUCUUGGGUGCACCCACUGGAAUUACUGAGCCUAUUUUCUUCAUCUGUAUAAUGGGUACAUUGACAACUUAGUCCUCCCAGAGCUGACAGGAUAUCUGUAAAGUUGUUACAGUGUGCCAGGCCCAGGCCUAAGUGUUCAGCAAGUGUUAAUGUUUCUAGGACUCCUUCACGUGAGGGUGUGGUGCUUGCACCAUUACUGGCCUCUCCAGGGAUUAAUCUUUUCCUGGCCUGGAUGUGGAGAAGAGGCCUCCUUGAAUCAGGGUCUGGGCCUAAAAGCC